Penicillium concentricum is the source of this 3921-nucleotide messenger RNA. Its product is annotated as ubiquitin-specific protease UBP2. Bases 1 to 3921 code for a protein of 1306 amino acids. Gene Ontology annotation, molecular function: proteasome binding; cysteine-type deubiquitinase activity. The record is from RefSeq and is a predicted model, not a curated record. The transcript has 9 exons. Gene Ontology annotation, biological process: regulation of proteasomal protein catabolic process; proteasome-mediated ubiquitin-dependent protein catabolic process; protein deubiquitination. NCBI's taxonomy places the organism in Eukaryota, Fungi, Ascomycota, Eurotiomycetes, Eurotiales, Aspergillaceae.
AUGCUUACACCGUUUUUUAUCAAUCAUAUAGGAAAGACCGCGCCACGCCUCAUUCAUGAUGUCCAGCUGUAUGAUCCAGAACACGACCCAGACACAGGCCGUAAUCUCCUCUCAGAAACUCCGCCCAUUUACCCACAAGGCUACCAUGGCCCACCUGGAUUCAUAUCACCGGAAGCAUGUCGACACCAGUAUGUCUUGAAAGAAGACCAAUCCUUCAUGUCAGAGCCAGAGCACCGGAGACGGCCAGGCACAUCAUCCAAGGUCUCAGCCAUAUGCACAACGUGCCGUUAUCAUCUUCAAAUGGUGGUUAACUAUACCGCCCACACGAGCACAUUUGGUCAGAACCAGGGGAAGCACAUCCAUCAUUUGGUCUACAAAUCAGGACGACAGAAGAAUGGCCUUGCGUUGCCCGAAGAGACUCCCAAAGGGCAGCUUGCAGAGACAUACCAUUACCAAUGUUCCUACACCUCAUGUUCGGCUAUGGUAUCUUUGCGGAUUCUUUCACCGAUUUUGAGCCCGGAAUUCAUGCACUUGAUGACCGAUAAAGACUUGUUGCGAAAACGAGCCGAAGAGGCCACUGCAGCGUAUCCUGAGUCCAUGGAAGGCAUGGGUGAUCCGCAACCGGUCAAUGUAUUGGAUAAUCUGCGCCUGUACAUUACCAACGCCCUACGAAAUCCACAGCGCAGCAAGCCCAUCUCCUCCGUCAAUAAGAGGUUCAUGCACUCUUUCGGCGUGGAAGGUGCUGCUUGUAAAGAAUUACUUGAAUUUCUAGAGUUCAUGUACAAUAAGGAUACUGGGGCAUGGCACCCGCCUAAACCGACAGCUGACGCCGAGAAACCUUACCAUGACACAAUGCGUCUCUUCCUCGACGACGUGAUGCAUGAAUUGUUAAUCCUGGUAUAUCUCCGACCUGCUUCAGAAAGGAUAGGGUCUCAGAUUCCUGGCCUUCCUCGCUCCGCCAUCCCCGUUCUUUUCUCUGCUCUAGAAGCGCAAGACUAUCCGACAGCUUUGCGUUACAAAGAAUUUGAGAUGGCCCAUGCCCCGUUUGUGCACCCUAUCCUUGAAUUGAUAAAAACUGGAUCUAACAGCUACUUCUUUAGUUUCUAUGAGGACCUGGGGGUGAUGGAGGAUAUGUCCUCAUUUGCUGUCAUCGAAGCAUACAAUCGACAGAUCUUGGCCGACCCUGAUAGAACCCCGGUAUACUUGUCUGCUCUAAAGGCUAUCGGCUUUCUGCGUGGUGGUGAAGACCAGGCAACCAUCGACAUAGCUGUUCAGGCAGCUUAUGAACAAGGAAAGUAUGCUGUUGAGGACAUUAUCAGCGCGUACCAGUACUUUAAUCUUCACUUCGAUGAUCCAAACCUCACUGAGGAUAGCAUCAUUGGCAAAUUCUAUGCCUUUCUCAGCUCUACAACCCAAGAUACCGAAGCGCGUCAGCAAUUGUGGCGGAUUGGCGACUCCAGGGGAAGUGGGCGCAUCAAAGCGGCGUCAGAAGACCGUGUUUCCACUGUCGAACAAGCAAAUGUCUUCUUGGGGGUCGAGGAUAACACCCCGGAUGAUUUUGUCAUGACCAUGUAUACUGCAAAGGUCAAUGACAAUCCACUUACCCAAGAACUGGCAAAACGCGCUGUGGCACUCAUUGCCGAGUCCCGCAAAUCGGUCGCGUUGCAGCAUUUCAUCGAUACGGGAGAGAUGAUUGCUGGUGAAAUGGACAUUGGUGAUGCCUAUCGUCUACUCCAAAUCCCUGAUCGAACUGCCGACGAUGGGGCAAUCAUAGCCGCAUACACAAUCUGCAUCGAUGAAAACCCAGGGGAUGCCGAAAGAUACAACCAGGCUCUGACAAUCAUUGCCAAACAACUGGACAGCUCUACGUUAAGGAAUAUGGCAGGUAUCUCCAACGAGCCUGAUAGAAGCAUGCACGAUUGGCCAGUCGGACUACAAAACAUCGGCAAUACAUGCUAUCUCAACAGCCUGUUGCAGUUCUAUUUCUCUGUUCGUCCUUUCCGUGAGUUGGUCCUGGAUUUCGAACGCUUCCAGAUGGAUCUUAAUGACGAGGAAACCCUCGCAAAGAAACAAGUGGGCUCCCGGAAGGUGACGAAGAAAGAGGUCGAGCGAUCUCAGCGAUUCCUCAAUGAGCUCCGGACUUUGUUCCGUAGCAUGAUCACUUCAUCCCAAAUUUCGGUUACUCCCGGCCAAGAACUUGCUCGGUUGACCCUGAUUAGCCCAAGCAAUGAGGCGGCAAUACGUCGUCGGUCCACGAUCACUGCUACUAGGUCCGAGAUUCUUGGUGACAUCAACGGUGCUCCUGUUCUGGGGCCCCUCGGGCCUCCACAGUCCCUUCUCGGGGGUCGGAUGGAGCCGGUUUCAUCUUCUGGCCAAGCUGAUCCCGUACCUAUUCAAAACUCGACCGGCAGCGAUCAUGGCAGCGAUGCAACAUUGGUCUCGGAUGAUAGCAUGAACGAUGCACCUGGACUCUUUGUUGAGGACAAGGAGAACAAUCCCCCGGACAUGGAUCAGCUAUCCGACCAAGCAGAGGCAGGAUCUGAUCAGGAGAUGAAUAUCGACCCAGACGGCAGUGUAUCGGCUAACCUGCCACCGCCCGUCCCUCCUCGCAACCCCCCGCAAGUUGAUCGGGAAAAGCAAUUGAGGGAGGAGGUAGAGAUUGGUGCCCAGCAGGAUGUGACAGAAGUCAUCAACAAUGUUCUGUUCCAGAGCCAGUGCGCCAUCAAGCCUCGGGGCAUUGGCAGUGACGGUGAACAGCUUGACCAGAUCAAAGACUUAUUCUACGGCCAAACCCGGUCUUACAUUUCCACCGAGAAAGGCACACGUUCGAAGGAUGAACGGUGGUGUGACAUCAAGGUUGAUGUUGCUCAUGGAUCUCGAAACAUCUACGAAGCCAUCGAUGGGGCAUUUGAUAUCCAAAAGAUUAGUGUGGACAACUCUGUGGCCGAACAAUUUGCUUCCAUCAGCCAGCUUCCGCCUGUUCUUCAGAUCCAGGUGCAACGGGUUCAGUUUGAUCCUGUGAAGAAAUGCUCGUUCAAAUCUACAAACCACCUCAAAUUGCUUGAAACUAUCUACAUGGAUCGAUACAUGGACACCAAGAACCCGGAUGUUGUGGAUCGACGAAAUCAAUGUUGGGAGUGGAAGGCAUCUCUGAAAAUGCUUGAGGCUCGCCGAGAAGAGCUUCUCAGGAGAAAGGACGGUGCUGGCGUCGACAUGGCAACACUGUUCCGUAGAGUCAAAACUGCACUGCAAGAUGUGGAUUCCAUUGAAAACGACAUUGAGACCGAAGCCGGAGUCGGAUCUGAUCCCAUGAAUGCUGUGGCUAGUACAGAAUUAUUAGACGAACUUGAGAGCCUUGCCCAUAAGGCAGAGAACGACCUGCAAGCUAUCGACCAAGAAAUCAAGGAUACGCAGACCAUGAUUUCUAGCCAAUUCGCCGAUUUCCAUAACCUCCCAUAUCAACUGUACGCCGUUUUCGUGCAUCAUGGGUCGGUAUCAUUCGGCCAUUACUACAUCUACAUUUUCGACUUCGACAAGAAGAUAUGGCGUAAAUACAAUGACGAGUACGUCACCGAGGUCCAGAACGUGGAUGAGAUCUUCAAGAACGACUCGACCAGCAACCCCCCGACCCCGUAUUUCCUCGUUUAUGUCAACGAUAGCAUGAAAGACCGUCUGGCAAACCCGGUUUGCCGUGAGGUAUCCGACAACAUGACCGACCUUCCUGGUCUUGAACUGGCCACCACCAUGGAGGGUAUUCAGCCCACCAGCCCUGGGACGGACGUGAAUAUGGAACCUCCAAGUUAUGAGGAAGCUUUGGCCAUCAAUGGAACUCCAGGUACGGGAAACACAGAAUAUACCGACGCGGAGACCACAACAUGGCCCCGUCCUCGUCCUGCGACUGACUCGGAGCAAUAUUGGUAG